Messenger RNA from Patella vulgata (common limpet), 3073 nucleotides. Its product is annotated as mitotic spindle assembly checkpoint protein MAD1. The coding region runs from base 86 to 2269 and encodes 727 amino acids. The record is from RefSeq and is a predicted model, not a curated record. The transcript has a single exon. Gene Ontology annotation, cellular component: nuclear envelope; kinetochore; mitotic spindle. NCBI's taxonomy places the organism in Eukaryota, Metazoa, Mollusca, Gastropoda, Patellidae. Gene Ontology annotation, biological process: mitotic spindle assembly checkpoint signaling; attachment of mitotic spindle microtubules to kinetochore.
UCGAGUGGAUAAAUUGGCUCAUAUGAGUGAAAACAAAUGCCCGCACGCAGUGGUUGGAGGGAAUUUUGUUAGUUAAGAAAAAUAAAUGGAUGACGAGACCAUGGACAACACUGCUGUAAUUAGAAUGAAACGAGAAUUAGAUGCUUAUUUGUCAGAUUCGGCUAGCAUAGUUACUAACGUCUUUCGAGAAUCUCGGCCAAGAACAAGCCUCUUUUUUCAAAACGAUUUGACAACGACACCCGAUGCCGGUGACCCAAGAAGAGAAAGAUGUGAUAACAUGGGGUCUAAUGAAAUAGAUAAAGACGAGAUGAUUUGCGCGAAACCGUUUACAAGACCCAUAUCAGAUCUUGAAACAAAACGAGUUAGAUUAGAUCUUGAAAAAGAAGUUGAAAUUCUAAAAGAAGAGAAGAAAGUUCUUGCUGAAAAAUACGCCGAUUUGCAGUUGAAAUUGAAAUUUGUAUGUGAGAAUGAGCAAAGCUUAAAAGAACAGUUGAAAGUAAGUGAAACAGACUUUGCGAAGUGCAAAUCAUCAAAAGAAGAUAUACUUCGUUACGGACAAAAAACUCGAUGGAAGUUGGAGGAAGCAUUAAAAGAAAGUAGUCGAAGGAUAAGUGAUCAAAAUUUUAAAAUAAAUGAACUUCAAUCGCGGAACAAUAGACCAAAUAUAGAAGCAGUUAAGGCGCAAAGAAAACUGGAAUUUCAUAUAGAUCAACUGAGAAUCAUGAGCAGUCAGAUUGAAGAAUUGGAGAAGUUUAAAGAUCAAGCAAUACAAGGCGAAGUAAGGAUUAGAGAGUUAGAGAAUCAGUUAGCCAAACACCAAGAUGAAAUAGUCAUAACAAGAGUUUGCAAAUCAAAACUCGAUACAGUUCCAGAAUUAGAAAAACAAAGAGAUAGACUGAUUGAAGAAAAUAACGAGCUAAAAGUAAAUGAAAGAAAUUUUAUGAAACUUGAAGAAGAAUUUGAAGGAUUACAGAAAAAAUUGGCCAGAUCAGAAGAACGUGUCUAUGAACUGAACCGGCUUGAUAUCGUCAAUGAAGAAAUGAGGCAGAUCAAGCAACGCUGUAAGCUUUGUGGAUCCAGUGAAUCUCAGUCCAGAGCUACCAUGUUAAAGCAGAUUUCUGACCUGAAAGCUACUCAUAUGAAACAGUUAGAGGAGCAAGGUGAACUUAGUUCAAGGUUGCGGAGAAGUGAAAAUCAGUUGCUUGAAUUUCAAACAAAGUAUCAAUCAACACAAGAAAAAUUAAACAGCACAAACACUAAUUGUCAGAAACAAGCUGAUUUUAUUAAACGACUUCAAAAAAAACUUCUGCUAACAACAAAGGAAAAGGAAGGAUACAAGAGGAUUAUAGAAUCGUAUGAAAGUGAAGUGACAUUGAACGUAGCCAAUCCAGGCAUCGAUCGCACACAGCAACUAGAAGAUAUUGUUCAGUCAUACAAACGUCAUUGUGAAACUCUAGAAACGGAGAAUAAUCAACAAUUGGAACAAAUUGCUGAUUUAAAACAAAAAUGUCAGCAUAACCAAUCAGGAGGUCAUACAAUGUCAAUGAUAGAGAUUCCAAAUGUUUCAAAGACAUCAGAUUUGGAUGUAAUAGCUGAACUAAAAGAAAAAAUCAUUAAUUUAGAAACUUUGUUAAAACAGACACAGGAAGAAAAAUAUACUUUAGAAUGUAGAAUAGAACAAAGCCAUUUACAGGGCAACUAUGAUCCUACUAAAACUAAAAUAGUUCAUUUUACUAUGAACCCAGCUGCUAAAGCACAGCAACAACGUGAACAGGACCUUGAGGUGUUAAGAAGUGAGAAUGAAAAAUUAAGGGGACGUUUAAAUAUCUUAGAGAAUGCUAAAGGGGAGUGCGUUGAAGAUUUGACUUUACGUGUUGAAGAAAAGCUGCAGAAUCCAUCACCAAAUAAACAAGUUGAAGACAUGAAGGCACAAGUGAGGAAAGAAGAGUUAAGAAAUAGGCGAUUAAUGGAAGCUUUCAAGAAGACCAGUCAAGAAUUCCGCAAUGUUUGUUGUCAAUUACUGGGUUACAAGAUUGAUAUAACAGGAAAUAGUCAGUACCGAUUGACAAGUAUUUAUUCAGAAUCAGUUCAUGAUCAUCUGAUAUUUCAACAGUCUUCAACAGGUGACAUUCAGCUAAUGGACACAGAAUUUUCACAAACUGUUCAAGACCUUAUAGAUAAUUAUUUAGUGAAACAAGACAGUGUUCCAGCUUUUCUUUCUAGUGUUUGUCUUGAUCUGUUUAGACGCCAAACAAUUAACUUAGGAUGAAAAAUAAUAAGUUAGUGAUUUUUCAUUAAAGAAAGAUAAUAAUAGAUAUUUAAAUAUGAUUUGAAAUCAGAUGAGUUUAGAUGGUAAACUGGUAUGACUUGGCUUCUAUCUAAAAUGCUACAUGUAGGUACAUGUAUACUAAGCUGUUUGUUUUAUACUCAGAAUUUAGUCAGAUUUAUAAUUAGUCUUGAUCGCUAUUUCAUGAGUUGUCUACUACAAUCAAUAUUGUUGGAACAGUAUAGCAUUCAUCUUGACUCAAUCCAUCAGUUACUCACAUAGUCUGUGUAUUUCAAAUAAAUGGAGACAGUCAUUUUCCUCUCAACAAGUCUUUAAAGAUUUUCUUACUUGUAUGGCAAUAAUUUUGACAGAUUUGGUGCUACUUUAUCCAGGCUAAUAUUUAUCCAAGUCAAAGCGAGACAAUUUGGGCUGGAGUGAUCAAGACAAAUUUUGAAUACACAAAAUCUCCAGCAAUGAAUAAUUGGCAUUAAAGUAUACUAUCAGUAUCACACCGAUCAUCAGUGAUUAUUCGCUAAGCUUUCUAUAUAGGUCUGUGAAACAAAUUAGUAUAGUAUAUCAAACUAUACAUGUAGGUACAAUGUACACACUUUCAAGUUAUCAGUACCCUUUGAUUUAGAGGUUUGUUGUUUGCAUUACAUUACAUUAAUUUUUGAAUAAUUAAAGAAGAAAAAAAAUAAAAUAAAAAUAAAUAUGGAUUGUAUAAUACUGGCAACCCAUAUACCCGUACUGUGUUUCUAUUUAUAUUUAUAGCUAAUAUAACGUCUAAGAAUAAAUAUUUUGAUGCAA